Molecule: messenger RNA, 2149 nt
Organism: Aspergillus ibericus CBS 121593
Lineage: Eukaryota; Fungi; Ascomycota; Eurotiomycetes; Eurotiales; Aspergillaceae
Product: Sds3 domain-containing protein
Exons: 2
Coding region: 225-1754 (509 amino acids)
Biological process (GO): negative regulation of transcription by RNA polymerase II
Cellular component (GO): Sin3-type complex
Molecular function (GO): histone deacetylase binding
Source: RefSeq, a predicted model, not a curated record
CUGCCUCCUCGUCUUCGCUUCGAAUUUGCCCGGCCCUGUCCUUCUCGUGCUUAUGCAGACGGCUGGUCGACUCCCUCGGUCUCGCCCUGCCUUGUCCCGGCUGCAGUGUUCUGCCCUGCCUACUCUGCCUCCCCACUAGCUUGCGGUCGCUAUCCUCUUCUCGCACUGUUGCCCACUCUCCUCCUCACUACAAUUUGCAGCCCAGCCAGCACCUCAAUCUCGCCAUGGCUUACUCCCCUGCUCCGGCCUCCCCUGUCCACGGCGGCGGGGCCCCCCUGAUGUCUAACAGCUUACAAUCUAGAGGCCGCUCCACCAGUCCCCCGACCAGCGUCCCGCUGUCGAAACGGGACAAGCGACGCAGCGCGCUCCAGGAGCGCCUCCAUGAUCUCACGGCCUCGUUCAGCCAAAACCGAGACACCCAGUUCCGCCAGCAAUUGCAUGCCCUGCAAUGCGACAUGACCCUCAUCAACAAUGCGGAUCCGUACGAGCCGGGCCCCCUCCCCGACUCGGCGGAUGACAUCGCCCACCUGAUUGAAAAUACCGUCGGCGGGGGCAAGUUCGCCAAGGAGAUGGCGAGUUUGGCGGGUAUGUGGUAUUCGCGGUUCGUGCAGGAGAUCAAUCAUAUCAAAGCGGAUAAAGACGCGGAUUUGGCUAUGUUGGUGCAUCGUCAUAACAAUAAUCUAGAACGGUUCAAGCACGAGUAUGCCUUUCGGGUCCACUUUGCAGAGGAAGAAUACCACUCGCUCUCCAUGACCCUCCGAGAGCGUCUCGUUCAGACCAUCUCGGGUAAGCGGGCUCGCUUGAUGCGAGAAAAAGAGCAGCUGGAUCUGGCCGAUACCAACGCGCUCCUCCUCCACCCUAAUCAGUUUAGCAUCACCAACCCGGCCAGUCCGGGUGGGAUUCACGGAAACCGCAAGACCCGUCACACCCGCCACCGGGUCGAUCUGGAAGAGCUCGGCAGCAACGGGAUCAUGUCGGAACAUCUUAAUAAGCGGAAGCGAAAGGCGGCCGAUGAGGACGUGGGCUCGCCUGUGCGCGAUUCUGGUUAUGCCAACCCGGCCGAGCGUGCCAAGGCGCAGGUGGCCCAGCAACAGCAAGCGCCGUCCUACUCUAUCAAUUCUCUCUUCACGGAGAAGGAGCUGGGCGCUCACGCGAAUAACGCGCACAUUGCGACAGUCCACUUCUUUUCGACGUCCAAGCGUGCGGAUCAGCCGUCCGGGGCGGCGACGAACGGCAACAACACCGACGUCGAUGACUCUGGGGUGGACGGCACGGGUGCCGAGGACAAUGGCACCCCUGCGGCCGACAUGGCUCGAACGGCCAGUCAGAACUUCCAUGCCACGCGGUCCACGCGGACGCAUGGCAACCAUGCCUUGAACGCGCUGGCGGAGCUGUCAGACAAGCCCGCAGUGCGUCCCAACCUCCCGUACCACAUCCUGGCCAACUACCACGCGCGUUCAAGCAACAGCGGCGCCCCUCCCCUGCCUCCUCUGAUGAACGAGGAGGUGGACGAUGACUGGGCGCGCAUCGACCGGAUGCACCUCAAGCCGGCCGGGUUUGUGGAUCGCGGCUUCGUGCAGCUCCUGGUCGAGGCCAUUCCUGCGGACGUGGAUGGGGUGCCGCAGAACCCGAACCGAUUCAACCUAUUACACCCGGACUUUCCUACGGAAAUGGGCGUGCACCUAUACCCACUUAAAAAAGACACGGUCGAGAUCACGAGCAAUGAGCGUUCGAAGAAGACCAAAACGGGCUAGCCAUAGCCUUUUGCAAUAUAUCACGGGCGUUUACGUCUAGCCACAUGGCUAGUCGGGAAGGUGUAACAGGAUCGGUAGCGGGAGUACUUAAUAAAUACCAUUGACGGGCGUUGGGAUUGAUUGGCCGCCUGUGGCUUUGCUUGGAUGGGACGGAGCGAGACACUCCUCCAUUUUAUUCCUUCUUCUUUUCUUCUUCUUUUCAUUUGUGACUCAGACUCUCUGAUUUGAUCGUUGAUUCUCCCCUUUGCUUCGGACUGGAUUCCUUGGGACGGCGUUAGGUUGGCUGAUGAUAGAUUUGUUCGUGUUGCUUCGUUGGAUAUAUCAUACGCUAGUAUAGGAUAGGAUGGAUAGUAGGAAGUAGUAGGUCGGUAGGAAUGAAUGAUUGUACAUGCUUG